Messenger RNA from Ectocarpus sp. CCAP 1310/34, 3046 nucleotides. The record is from the annotation of a GenBank genome assembly. Lineage: Eukaryota; Phaeophyceae; Ectocarpales; Ectocarpaceae.
CCCCCCCGCCGCCCCCACCCUCCCCUCCACCGAAGACGAAAGUCCUCGUGCACAGUUGCUGUGAUCGGCAGAGGUAUCCGUGGGGUGCUCGAUGAAAACGGAGAACAUGGUGGCGACAAAACGAGCGGGCACGUCAACUUCAACUCUCCUUUUGGCGGCAACGGCAGCGUUCUCUAUUCUCCCGCAGGAGACAAGAGCUUACAGCGGUACCGUUCCCAUAUUCCCUGACAUCGCCGCGGGGAAGAGCAAAGCGGCGGCGGUGGCCUACGAGGCUCAGUGCAGAAAAAGGCCAACAGUAUUUUCUCCCAAAGCAGUGAUACGGGCUACUGACCUAACGAAGGUUUUCGACACUCAUCACAUUUUUUUUAAGGACGAGCACGUGACAGCGCUAGAUGGAGUUACCGCUGAUAUCCACGGGCCGGGAUCGGUGGCCUUGGUGGGGCCUUGGAACUCUGGGAAGUCAACCUUCCUCAAAUGCCUCGCCGGUCUCGAAGCCCCGACGUCCGGUGACAUCACGGUGAGCGGUCUCCGCAAGCCCGUCUAUGUCGGCCGAGCCAUCACCAGCACCACCGGAAAGACGGUCCGGCAGCUCCUGAGGGGGGAAGUAGCGUCCCACCUCCCGGGCAAGAACAACGGGCGUCAGGUAGAGCUGACGACGAACACUCUGCUCGGAGCGCUGGAGCUGCACGGGGUCAGCCUUACAAAGGACCGGCAAAUGAGGGACCUGAGCGGGGGGGAGGUCUACCGGUUCGCGAUGGCGAUGGCGCUAGCUCGGGGCUGCGGCUCCCCGACCCCCCCUGUGCUGCUGCUGGACGACAUGUUUGACAGGAGCGACAAGAGGGUGAGGCAGGGGGUCGAGUUCACUCUCUUCGACCUCCAGAAGAAGCUGGGCGUCAUGCUCAUGUUUACUGCCCCGGGAAACGACGCCGUAGUGCAAGAGUUGGGUCGCCAGGUGGCCGAGUUCUCGGAAGGAAAGAUCGAGGAGGUGACGGUACACGAAAAAUCCCGCUACGCCCGCCAAAUGUUCGAGCUGAUGCGGCGAGAUAUCGAAGAGCAGGCUCGCCGCUUCCGGAGGCAGAGCGAAGCCGACUCGCUCGCGAGUUUCCUUACCUUCGCCUGACUUGACGAUGGACCGGGUGAUAUUUCCAACGCCCGCCUUGACGAUGGACGGGACGGUCUACGUGAUCUACGAAGCUCCUGACUUGACGAUGGACCGGGCGAUCUACGUGAUCUACAAUGCUCGUGACUUGACUUGACGGUGGACGGGAAGAUCUAUGUGAUCUACCAAACUCGGCGGCACGCAUAGUCAGGUGGAGCCCGGGGACGGCAUACACCUGAAAGUCGGAAGGAAUGACGGUAGUGUGGACAAUGCGUGCGUGUGUGUCUUGCGUACAGAUCCUUGGAUUGCCAAGUUGGAAGUGGUCGCCGCUGGUUUUUAACACUGUGCGCGAGGCGUUUUCUAUGACCGUUGUUGGAGGUGUUGUAGAUACUCGAUUGUCGUUGACAUGUCGCAAUGCUCCGUUUUUCGUCGCUCUCACCAUUGAGGAGAGUGGGCUAAGAGAGCAGCUGCUUAGAUUAGAGCCCGCAGUAUUUUUGAAUACGUUGUAGGAGUAGAUGGUUAGUGAUCGAGGCAUGCAUUCGAGCUUGCGGGCCGAUUUGGACGUAGUUUUUUUUUUUUUUUACGAGAGGGGGGCGUGGAAGUGAAGGUGAUUCACCUCUAAGCCGGGACGGAUCAAGUCGGAAUUGCCCCGAUCUGACAGGGGGGGAAAGGUACCUGUUGUUGAUAGGUCUUGUCUGUUGGUACUUCUGGUCGGGUUUUUCUCUGUUAUGUCUUCAUGUGUCUGAUUCCAACCAUUUUCUUUUUCGCGUUGUCACACGUGGCGGUUUUGAACGACUGUCGUUCAGCGGCUUUUCAUUUAUUUCGGACAACAAUUUUCUCGAUCCACUCCGCUGCGUCCUCGGAAAUGCAGCUCAAGCCACGCUUAGGCAGUGAUAGGCAACUCGGGGGAAUUCUAUGUUCGGAUGGGACUGGGUGCUUGCUCGUCUUGUCAUGAGGUUCACUGGCUCACUUUCAAGCAUUUUGGAACGCCGGCACGAGGGUGAGGGUGGCUUCAACAAGCGAUCGCGACUUUUAACGGUAACCGUUUUCCCGUUUUCUAUCGUAGAGGUGCCAGCCUUCCCUCCACCCCUUCUGCUGUCGCGUGUGUGCCCGCUGGGGCUCAGACGAGGCAGUACGCAGUCGUUGGGUACUUCAAAACGACAUGGGGUGGUGUAGAAGGGCGGAGUUGUCGUCACGAUGGAUCAUGUCGUGUUUGGACGUUUGGCGUCGCAUCCCUGCAUAGCGGGGCAUGGGUAAGAUUGUAGCAUUGUUGUCGUUUCAGCAGCGAGGCGUGAUGCACGCGCUCAUCCUACGUGCUGGCGGAAGAGGUUGGUCGAAGAAUUCGGCGCCGUGUCUUUGGCUGACACAAAGAAAAGAUGAUUAUGGCAUCAUCACAACGAUCGGGGCGGGGUCGUCUGGUGAUUGAGCUGACGUAACGCUGUGGAAAGUUCGUUCGUGGAAAGGGCGUCUGGGUCUAGCAUCACCCGAAGGGAAUCGGCAACACCACACGGCUGCAUGUCUGGCGUCAGCUGGACAGUGGGGUUGUGGCCCGGACUAAUGUACUACCGUGUUUUUGAAGACGGGGUGUGAUGGAGAGAACGACCUUUUUUGCGGUUUUGGGAUGAUUGGCUAAAUGCUCAGCAAGCGAUAGGCCUCGGACAAGGUCGCACGCUGCCACCAAACAAUGAAAACGCUUGCGAGAUCGGACAGGAAGGAGAUUUGCUUGUUGCUGAUGUACGGUUGGGCGCUGGUAGAUGAAAGCAGCAACGCUAGUGGGUACAAGGAGGGCGCUAGAGGAUGAAAGCAGUUGCUCUCUCUACGACGAGAGACCAGACGUUACCCCAAUGAAUGGACGUCGAUGGAAGAGUACAUGUUAACAACGAUGGCCCAGUGAUGUAUACCAGAUGUACCAGAUCGUUCGUGGACAGACGCCAUAUGCAAAGGCGG